Messenger RNA from Pseudocercospora fijiensis CIRAD86, 663 nucleotides. RefSeq lists its product as uncharacterized. Gene Ontology annotation, molecular function: protein binding. The transcript has a single exon. The coding region runs from base 1 to 663 and encodes 220 amino acids. NCBI's taxonomy places the organism in Eukaryota, Fungi, Ascomycota, Dothideomycetes, Mycosphaerellales, Mycosphaerellaceae. The record is from RefSeq and is a predicted model, not a curated record.
AUGUCCACGUUUUAUCAAACGCCGUCGUCAGCAGCACACGCGGUGUUUGCCACGGCCGAACUCCUUGAACAGAUUUUCCUCGAGCUUCCAUUGCGCAACCUCGUCUCAUCACGAAGAGUCAGUGAGCAAUGGGCAGACACAAUCAAGGACUCGCCAAAGCUCCAUGGAAGAUCUGUCUUUCGCAGGCCAAUGCCGAACCGAAGCGAAACCGUCACGAUGAAUCCCAAAUUCCCUCGAAAAACAUCCAUGCCAUCAAGCAAAGCCUUACGGAACCUCGAAGAAGGCAUCCUCGACGCAAAGAGCCCAAGUCACAUCGCUAUCGAUCACAAAGCCCUCUCCAAAAUGGAACCAGCUUCGCGCCUCGAGCUUAUCUCACAGCCACCGAUUCGGAAGGUUACUUUCUGGUGCGUCUUCUCGAAAGGCGACACGCUGGAUGGACGAGUGGUGUUCAAGGAAAAGGUCAAGAAGUUUGGUCAGGGUGCGACGUUUGAGACUCUGGCGGGCAGACUGGAACGUUUCUUCUCGAAGGCUCGGGAGCAUCGGGCGACGACGAAUGAGCAUAAAAUGGUGGAUUUUGUGUGGCUGGAUUUCGGUGACGUUUCGAUGGAUCGAAAUUGUGGCGAGGAAGGUCUGGAGGACAAGUUAGGUCGACUGAAGCUGUAG